AUGAAGAUGUUGCGUAUCGGAAGACCUCUUAUUGAUACUCACCGCCAAACGGUGUUUUCAAAUGGAACGCUUCUGAUUAGAGACAUCCGUAAAGUGGACGACGAGGGCGGUUACGUCUGCGUGGCCAGCAACCCAGAUGGAGACACCGCCAGAAGGAAGAUGAAUGUUCAAGUUAUGGAGGCGCCGGAGAUAGAUCCCAUAUUGGUCAAGUCUAACCUUCAGCGAGGAAUGAGAAUCCAUCUGACAUGUAUUAUCAGUAAAGGAGAUUUCCCAGUGUCCAUUCGUUGGCUGAAAGAUGGCAAGGCAAUUCCUCAUGGGCAAGGAAUCACAGAAAAGACGAUAGACGAUUACUCGAGCACACUGAGCUUCAACGGCCUCGCUGUGAAUCAUUCUGGAAAUUAUACUUGUCAGGCGUCGAAUGCGGCAGCCAUCACGAACUACACGGUACCGAUCAUAGUAAAUGUACCUCCGUCGUGGCAAACAGAGCCCAACGACACAGAGGUAGUGCUUGGUAGCAGUCUUAUGGUGGACUGCGCAGCUGAUGGUUCUCCCAUGCCACGCAUUCAGUGGAAAAAGGAAUCACCAAUUCCUGUGUCUCCGUUCCAAGAUAUACACAGGACAGAAAAUUUCAAAGUUCUUGAGAAUGGCAGUCUGUGGAUACAAGACGUGCUUCUAGAAGAUAAAGGCUAUUACGUCUGCGAAGCCAAUAGCGGUAUCGGAGUUACUCUCAAUAAGGGAAUCUACAUCACCGUACAUGUCCCAGCAAGGUUUUCCACAGCAUUUCACAAUGUUACUGCGAGAAAAGGCAGCACUGCAAUACUGGACUGCGUAGCUGACGGAGAUAAACCACUAGAAAUAAAAUGGCACCAUGCAAACCGCUUGCUUAAACCGGAUCACGUAAAAAUGGACGUGAAGGAAGAAAAGCUGGAUUUUGGGCUUCGCUCAAAACUGACGAUAAAGCAUGUUCAUCGAGACGAUUCGGCUUUAUUCGGAUGCUUAGCCAGCAAUAAAUAUGGCAGUGACCGCAUGGAAUUCCAUCUGAUUGUUCAAGAAAACCCAGAACCACCAUUUAACGUUCGUUUGAUUAAUUUUUCGAGCAGAACAGCCAAUAUUAGCUGGGAGAUGCCUUAUGAUGGAAACAGCCCGAUACACACUUUCAUUAUACAGAUCAAAAAUGUUUCAGGCAAGGUGGUAAUGGGACCUGUACUCACCAAAGUAAUAAGAUCUGAUAUGGCUAAUAAUCCUGCAGACAUCAUAAAAAUUAUUUAA
Molecule: messenger RNA, 1269 nt
Organism: Schistocerca americana (American grasshopper)
Lineage: Eukaryota; Metazoa; Arthropoda; Insecta; Orthoptera; Acrididae
Product: Down syndrome cell adhesion molecule-like protein Dscam2
Exons: 7
Coding region: 1-1269 (422 amino acids)
Biological process (GO): dendrite self-avoidance; homophilic cell-cell adhesion; axon guidance
Cellular component (GO): axon; plasma membrane
Molecular function (GO): cell-cell adhesion mediator activity
Source: RefSeq, a predicted model, not a curated record